Messenger RNA from Cygnus atratus (black swan), 2516 nucleotides. It is a transcript of the gene MTCH1, whose product is annotated as mitochondrial carrier 1. The transcript has 12 exons. Gene Ontology annotation, cellular component: mitochondrion; membrane. Gene Ontology annotation, biological process: positive regulation of apoptotic process. Bases 15 to 1016 code for a protein of 333 amino acids. The record is from RefSeq and is a predicted model, not a curated record. Lineage: Eukaryota; Metazoa; Chordata; Aves; Anseriformes; Anatidae.
GUGGCGGCGGGGCCAUGGCGGACGCGGCGCAGCUGCCCCCGGAGGCGCAGACGCCCCCUGUCGGCGGCCCCGGGCCGGGGCCGGGGCCGGGCCGGGCCGAGGGCGCCGAGGGCACCGAGGGCCUGUUCGUGGUGCUGGGCGCCGGGCUCGCCGCUGCCAGCCACCCGCUGCUCUACGUCAAGCUGCUUGUCCAGGUUGGGCAUGAGCCACUACCUCCAACCAUUGGAAGAAACGUGCUGGGAAAGAAAGUACUGUACCUGCCUGGCUUCUUCACCUAUGCCAGACACAUUGUGAAAGUGGAUGGGAGAAGAGGCCUCUUCCGUGGUCUUACUCCUCGCCUCAUCUCAAGCACUUUAUCGACCAUCACCAGGGGGAGUGUGAAGAAGGCCUUUCCACUGGAGGAUAUGGAGCAUGUUUCUAACAAGGAUGAUAUGAAGACUUCCCUUAGGAAAGUGGUGAAAGAGACAUCUCACGAGAUGAUGAUGCAGUGUGUGUCUCGGGUCGUGUCACAUCCACUGCAUGCUUAUGUUUUUGUUCUCCUAGUGAUCUCUAUGCGCUGCAUGGUCCAGUUCAUAGGCCGGGAAGUCAAAUACAGCGGUGUGUUCAGUGCCAUCGUCAGGAUAUUUAAGGAAGAAGGGAUUCUGGGAUUCUUCGUUGGUGUAGUCCCUCACAUCCUGGGGGAUGUCAUCUUCCUCUGGUGCUGCAAUCUCUUGGCUCACUUCAUCAACACCUAUGCAGUGGACGAUAAUUUCAGCCAGGCAUCGGUGAUCCGGAGCUACACUAAAUUUGUGAUGGGGAUUGCUAUGAGCAUGCUGACAUACCCGUUCCUUCUCGUGGGAGACCUCAUGGCAGUGAACAACUGUGGGUUGCGUGCUGGCCUCCCUCCCUACGCUCCCGUGUUCACGUCCUGGAUCCAUUGCUGGAGGUAUCUCAGUGCCCAGGGGCAGCUGUUCCGUGGCUCCAGCCUGCUAUUCCGCAGAGCGCCUGUGCAAGCAGCCUGCUUCCCCGUCGACUGACUCCAGCUUGCAGGGAGAGGCGAUGAACCUGGAUUCCUCAAAAGACCCUAAGAUUUUUCCAUAUAUAUAUAUAUAUAUAUAUUUGUUCUUUUUGAUCCAAAGGCUGUGGUGCCAGAACAAGACACUCUUCAGCAAGGCCUGCAACAAGUUGACCUGCAGAGAUCUGGCUUCAGGCUCCAGCUUGAUCAAAGUCCCAUCCUCAUGGCUGCCUUGACCAGGGCGCAUAGAAGAGUUGUUUGUUUGGUCUGGGCUGUGAGUCUGGAGUCACUGAGGAAGUCUGGGAAACCAGAAAAUGCCCAGGUACUAAAUGAGCCUGAGAUGCUGGGACAAAAGACUGCUUUGUUCUGCCUGAGCUGAGAAGCAGCAAGAGAUCAAAGGCUGCCUUGCUGAGAAGGCAACAACAGCACAGCCAGCCUCCUGUCUCAUCUCUUCUGGAGAGGGCAAUUAUUUGUUUGGCAGGUAGCUUAUGCUGGGCAAGGUCAACCCUGAAACCCAUACUUAAGGUGUUGAGGGUAUCUGAAAACUAGGGAGUACCCCUGGAAGGGAAGUAAUAUCAAAACAGAAGAGAGAAACAGCCCCACUACAAAGAGCAAUGCAGUCCUUAAGAGACAGGUAUGACUUAUCUCAAGGACAGUGGCAGAACUUGAACACGGAGAAGGCACUGGGGGAGGGAUGUUCACUGUACAUGCUGACUGCUUUGGGUAGGGCACAUUUAGGAUACAUCUUCCAGCUGGCAGGACUCCUGCCAAACCUGAGCAUCACCAUGUCUCUGGUGGACACAGAGCCAUGUGAUAGCACUGGGUUGCUGUGUGGCAUUGGCCUGGUGCUGCAAAUGUAAGGGUUUGCCUUUUUUUCACUGUGGAGUGAAGGAGUAAACCUGAGGCUGGACAAAGGUUUGCAAGGAGUCAGGGGUCAUGGACUCCGCACAUGCAGGGCUUGCCUUUGCAUAUCAGAGUUUACCUGUGACAGCAGCGCAAGAUUCAUUCUCAGCUCCCCUUUCAGAGGUUUUGUUGGGGGGGGGGAGGUUGCUUUUUAACCAGUCUGUGCUGCUACCACAGCCAGGUGGAUUUCCCCAACUCCAGCUCCCCAUGAAGCAGUCUUUUGCACAGUUCAGUGUGUUACUGCACUCCCUGGGAAGAGGUUUUGGGGCCCUAAGCAAGCUCCCAUGUGCUGCUGCUGCAGCUGGGGUGUUGCAGCCCACCCUGGUCCCUUCAGGAUGUCAACCUGCUGUUGCAUGGGCAUUUUCCUCUAUCAGAGGGGCUUGAUCCGUACCUCGAAGCUGAGGCCUGCAGGAGGAAGGGCCAGCACCAGUGCAUGUGGGACCUGCAGUCCCCAAACUAGCUCCCUUUGGUGUUGUGGAUUCAGUCCUGUCUGUCCUCCCUUCCUCAUGUACAGUUUUGUGUUACGUUAACAAUACUCAAUGCAUGGCCCUAUCUCCUAACACCAGAGAUCAUCUCAAAGAGUAUUUAACUAUACUCCAAAAUACAGCUAUAAAACAUC